Molecule: messenger RNA, 853 nt
Organism: Morus notabilis
Lineage: Eukaryota; Viridiplantae; Streptophyta; Magnoliopsida; Rosales; Moraceae
Product: DEAD-box ATP-dependent RNA helicase 50
Exons: 3
Molecular function (GO): RNA helicase activity
Source: RefSeq, a predicted model, not a curated record
UUCACAGGAAAAGAAAAAAGAAAAGAAAAGAAAAGAAAAAUCUUACUUCCUCGUAUCGUAUCUCUAUCUCGUUACCCCUUUUGCGCUCUAAUGUCAUCCAAAACCAAAAGCAAAACCAAAACGAAGAAGAAGACUUGUAUCUGAUUACUUCCCAUUUCUCAACCAAACCAGAAGUUAAAGUAGCAGCAAAAAAGACAUAUAUACAAUGCUGGGAAAAGCUCAUUCUCCACUAUUGAACUUAGACUUGAACCCAUCCAUCAUCCACCAUGGACCCACAACCUCAUUCCCUCUCUCUCUCAACCUUUGGAACUUGGGAACUCAGAGGUUUGGUUCUUCUUCUUCUUGUAGUUGCAAAUCUAUGGCCAUUGAUUUUGAGAAAUCAGAGGAUUCCCACCACAAACCUCAACCCCCAGAUGCAGUAGCUGGCACUCCAACAAUUGUGCGUUCCACGACGAGUUUUGGGAGAUUGAAAGUACAAAGAGCAAAAAUUCCCCGGUUCGUAGAAAGACAAGAACAAGAUGAACAUUUACCUUUGGCAUUUGAUGAUGAAUCUGUUGAUGUUGGCUCGAAUGCCGGGGUUGAGCUCGUGAAGGGAGCAGGAGUUUCAAGCCAUUCUCGGUGGCAACGAUCCGGGGACAAGUCAUCUGAGACUAGAAAACACAGCAGUGCAAAGGCUCCAGCUCCUAGAAGAUGGAAUUUAAGACAUGACUCACUAGACCUAACCCAACGGUCAAAAUCAACCUCUGGUGCUGCUGACUUUUUUAGUAGGAAAUCCUUUAGAGAUGUAGGCUGCUCCGAUUUUAUGAUUGAAUGCCUGAGGAAGCUGAAUUUUCAACGCCCCUCAAAUAUUCAG